GAUAGCUAGACAGAUCCAUGUGAUUUCUCAUGUGCUUGUGUUUUUCCAAGUUUCAUAGCCAUCACACAUCCAUUUUGUGGUUGCUGCUAAUCAAACUUUAUAGGGAUUCAACAUUGCUUGUUCACCUCUCUAUAUAUACAACAUAUUUCCAAACCACAACCAUCAACAAAUUUUCAAAAUUCUUUAGCUUUUUUCCUUUUGAUUUCUAUCACAGGAAACCUGCCGAAAAGUAUUUGUUUCACUUCAAAAAAGACUCUUAUUUAUACAACAAUGGCCAUCCGUCAAAUAUUGAGACGAUCUUUAUCAAGCGAAAGAAGGGCAGCUGAAGUUCCGAAAGGGCAUGUUGUUGUUUAUGUUGGGGAGGAUGAAAAGAAGCGCUUUGUGAUUCCAGUAUCAUACUUGAAUCACCCCUCGUUUCAAGAAUUCCUAUUUCAAGCUGAAGAAGAAUUCGGAUUCGAUCACCCUAUGGGAGGCCUCACCAUCCCCUGCAGUGAGGACUUAUUUGUAGAUUUCAUCUCUGGCUUGAGCAGAAGAUGAUGAUGUUUAGUAGGAUCAAAUAUUUUGUAGAUUAGGAGAUAAUGUAUUCAAUCGAACCAGAUUCUGAUACAUGAAUUAAUGAACAUACAUGCCAAAUUCUUAGCCACUUUUUUUACAAAAGCAUGAUAUUGUUGGAGAAUUAAU
Molecule: messenger RNA, 681 nt
Organism: Salvia miltiorrhiza (redroot sage)
Lineage: Eukaryota; Viridiplantae; Streptophyta; Magnoliopsida; Lamiales; Lamiaceae
Product: auxin-induced protein 15A-like
Exons: 1
Coding region: 271-537 (88 amino acids)
Biological process (GO): response to auxin
Source: RefSeq, a predicted model, not a curated record